AUGAUGAAGCUUCAACUCAUCGUCCUGGCAGUCCUCACUGCCAUCGGUUCCUGCUCGGAGAUGCAAAUGCACAACCGCGCAAUGUCCUACAACGAUGCUCUUCCAGCGAACGGAAUCUUUGCCGGAAGAAUGGUCAAGCGUGCCAACGAAUGUGAUCCUCGCGGCGAUGGAGGGUGCAGCCAGGCUGCUUGCUCUUCAGGGACUGCUACUUGCGCUAAUGGCAGCUGUGCCUGUAUCGAUCUUCCAAAGUGUCCCGAUUGUAGCAGUCUACAGUCGCAAUGCGCCCCUGGAGCGGACGCCGUGUGCGGGUCUGCUGGUAACUGCUAUUGCAAGAUUACCAACGGCGGAGCGAACUGUGCGUCAAACAUGAACUACAUUGACUCCAAAGGAACAUCGUGCUGUGCACUCUCGCAGGCAGCUUUGCAAGCGAAGGCAGAUUGCUAA
Ramularia collo-cygni is the source of this 444-nucleotide messenger RNA. RefSeq lists its product as uncharacterized. The coding region runs from base 1 to 444 and encodes 147 amino acids. Lineage: Eukaryota; Fungi; Ascomycota; Dothideomycetes; Mycosphaerellales; Mycosphaerellaceae. The transcript has 3 exons. The record is from RefSeq and is a predicted model, not a curated record.